GGGGGGCGGAGGCCGCCGUCCCCCCUUCCCGCCGCGGCCCCGCCCCGGGUCUCGCAGGUGGCGGCCGCGGGCGGGCUGCCCGCUCUGCCAUGGCGAGGGACGCCCCGCCGCGCCCGGCCGAGCAGCUCGAACAGGAACACAGGCUCUCGGUUUGCAGCAAGCUAUGCUACGCAAUAGGAGGUGCCCCAAAUCAAGUGGCAGGGAGUGCUGCUGCUUUCUUCCUGCAGAUCUACCUGCUAGAUAUAGCCCAUAUUACUCCAUUUCAUGCCUCUUUGGUGUUGUUCAUUGGCAAAGCCUCAGGUGCAGUUACUGAUCCUGUUGCUGGCUUUUUUAUUAGCAAAAGUAGAUGGACAAAAAUUGGCCGUCUCAUGCCAUGGAUGUUGGCAUGUACACCCUUCACAGUAGCAUCCUAUUUUUUCAUGUGGUACCUGCCUCCUUUUGUAGCAGGAAGAGUUGCAUGGUACCUGACUUUCUAUUGCCUUUUCCAAGCACUGACCACAUUAUUCCAAGUACCGUAUUCUGCUCUCACCAUGUUUCUCAGCACAGACCAGAAGGAGAGAGAUUCUGCAACAGCAUACCGAAUGACCAUGGAGGUGCUUGGGACCUUGAUUGGAGCUGCACUCCAGGGACAAAUUGUGGCCAGUGCUCAUGUCUCUCAUCACUGCACCAUGAAUCUCUCUGUAAACACAACCAGCCAUUUCAUCUCCCUGCAUGAUACUCCCAGCUUUCCUGAACCCUUAGACCCCUUGUCUCAUCAAGCAAAGGUUUAUAUGAUUGCAGCAGGGGUUAUAGGAGGUGUAUAUCUUCUUGGAAUUGUCAUUUUUUUCCUUGGAGUAAAGGAAAAAGACGAUCCUUAUGCCUUAACUUCAGACAAAACAAUUCCUUUUUGUAAGGGGCUUCAACUCACCAUAAAGCAUGGUCCAUAUGUGAAACUUACAGCUGCAUUUCUUCUCAUCUCGACAGGAGUUCAGCUGGAGCAGAGCAACUUUGUCCUAUUCUGCACACAUGCAGCUGAUCUCCGCAAUCACUUCCAGUAUUUAGUGGUUACCAUCUUGGUAUCGGCAGCUGUGAGCAUUCCUUUCUGGCAAAAGAUUCUGCAGCGAUUUGGCAAGAAGUGUGCAGCAUGUGGGAUUUCGUGGAUGAUUCCUUUUGCAGUCAUGCUAGUGACCAUUCCAAACCUGAUCUUGGCAUAUUUUGUUGCCUUUGUCUCAGGCCUGAGCAUUGCGGCAUCUCAGCUGUUGCCAUGGUCAAUGCUGCCUGAUGUUGUUGAUAACUUUCGCCUGCAGAAUCCUCAUGGAAAAGGACAUGAAACCAUUUUCUAUUCUUCUUAUGUUUUCUUCACCAAGAUGUCAGCAGGAAUUGGCUUAGGAAUUUCUGCAGCAGGCCUGGAGUUUACCGGAUACAAACCAGGUGUAUGUAAACAAUCCAAUGAUGUGAUUCUCACACUGAAAAUCCUCAUUGGAGCAGUCCCUGCUAUCCUCAUCAUUGUAGGUUUAUUUAUACUUCUCUUCUACCCAAUUACAGAAGAAAGUCGGAAAGAAACAAAGCUUGCACUUGAGGUGUUAAGAAGGAACCAUAAAAGCACAGAAAACCUUGAUGAACACAGAGAGGACACCUCGGUGUGAAAGCUCUGAAUGCAGUGACUUUCCAAACCCAGCCUCACAUCCCACACACAAAUUCUGUGAGCAUCUUCUGGGUCACUUCCCUGCUCACGUUUUGUCACAAAGGAUAAAGGGUGGUUCUGAUACAGUCAGUGAUGAAUUCAAGAGAGGACAGUCACCACUCAGUAUAUACAUAACUUCAUGCACUGUUCUAAAAUAGACAUAUACAAAUGUUCAGGAAUAGAAUAUAAGCUAUUGAAGUUGUUUUUUUUUUUAAUGAUAGUGCAAACCCGAGGUCUUGUGGCUGCAAGAGGUUCUAUGGGCUUAGGGUUAAGGGAAAAUAAUGUGAAUGUGAUGUACUGGGCAAAUUUUAACUCAGUGGGAUACAUCCUUCUGACCUAAACUGACUGUAAUCUUUGCUAGAAAGGGUAGUCUUCAUCACCCCUUCUGACUAGUUCCUGUGUGAUACAUUUCACCCUCAGAGGCUGGGGUGGUUUUCAAACAUAAUCUCUACAUAUAAAUUGCACACUGGUAUGUUUGGAAAACACUUUGGAAUCCUGAAAUGUGCUACAUAAAGUUAGGAUUUAGUUUCUUUUGAAAUGAAGCAAACCACAGAUGCAGACAUGUUCUGAGAAUUUUUCUCACAAAGAGUUGUUCUGAAAGAGAUUUUGAUAUGAUUUAACUUUAUAGAUUUUAUGUGAAACAUAAGCUUACAUUUCUAAUUACUGUUGAUCUGGAGAUCCUUGUUUCUGACACCUUUACACUGGUCUUUGCCAGAAUGUGAGUACUUGACAUUCUCAAAAAUGACAUCUCCAGUCAAAGUACACCAAAUCUAUAGUCCCUUCCAAAAAAUUAGCCUAUGCAAUAUCAAUUUUUGUAACUUUGGCCUUAAGCCAAAUGCUCAUUUCUACUAUGAUUCACACUGCAGAACACAUUUUGUAGAUAAAAGAAACAGGUAACUUCAGGCACUUUCUGGGGCAUUUAGGUUCAAACUCCAGUCACUCUGAGCUUUUUCUGUAGCCAGUGAAGAGACCGAUACCUCCAGCGGCAGAUUCAAAGCAUGAGCUAAAAUGACUAGGCUCCGAACACAGAUCUCUAGAGUUGGAGGGGAAAGUGGUGAAUCCAAGAGUGGAAGGCUCAUUAAUGUGAGGAAAUUAGCAUAGCACAAGACAAGAAACAAACGUACAGCACACUGCCUUCUCUGUAUCAACACAGGGGGGUGUCUUUGUUUUGUACUAGAAGUGCCUUUAGAGAUACAGCUUGCUACUCUUUGGGAUCAUUUGCCGUAGGCGUCACUGGAGGCAGUGACCACAGAUAGUGUGCUCCAGGCCCUCUGGGAAGUAACUGAUGGUGCUGGGACUGGAAGCUGGGAAGGCUUUCACAGAAAGAUGUUGUGAAGUAAAAUCAGUGCAUCCACUGGGUGUCUCAUUAAGUUUAAUAAUGAAACCUUUUCAGGCAAGUUUGAAGUCUAAGGCCUAAUGAACUGUGCUAAUUGAGCAAAACACUUAAGCCUGAGUGAGUUUUUAAGGCUGUAUUUUGGUGCUCCUAACUGGAUUGUGUGUGGAUAAAAGAGUUUAACUAUGUUCAAGACUUCUGCUGAAUUGAUACCUAAGGCUGUUUUUUUAGUUUCAGUCUUGGAAAUAAAAAGAUUUGUAUGCCUGGGGCAUCUGUGUUUGCAACAAUAAAUACCAUAAGCCUGUUUACAAUUUUGAGUCUAGUAGAAUUUGAAAUAACAGGUAUUCUGCAUUUUGAAACAAGUUAGUUAUGUAGUAAUGUAUUACAUAGCUCAAAACUCCACAGCAAACAAAUUUUUGGGUUGGAUUUAUUCUGUAACGUUUGUGUUUUUCUGAAUAGUCUUCUUUAGAAAGAAAAACAGAUGUCCCUGUAAAGGCUAUUAUUGUUAUUUUUUAAUGGGUUAGAUUUUCAGCUGCUAUAAAUCUGUUGCUGCAUGGCAGCAGAUCUAUGUCAGUUUACAUAAGCCAAAUAUCUAGCCUGGUGAUAAAAGGAUUGCAGAAACUAUCAGCUGAUUGGAGUAUCUUGAAAGUGGUGUAAGACAUUAUUUCUAGAUCAGUUGUGCAGUUGCUUGUAAACUGCACAACACCUGUCUGACUUCAGACUCUAGCAGGAUAAACUUUGUAGAUUCUAAACUCUAUUCCUUUGUUUUCAAAGAGAAAAUGGUGAUAUUUAACUAACAAACAUGCACACAGUUCUCACCCUGCAUAUGGUAGUAUUAAUGGCAAUUGCCAAAAUAAAAUAGAAAAGUUCUAUGGAUUAAAUGUACCAGAGUAUUUUUAUAUUUUGAAAAUGACAAAUUUUUAAUUUGAUUACCAGAGUUGUACUUCUGUUAAUAAAAUGAAUGUAUUUUUUUAAGUAAAAAAAAAGCACUGGAAUGGAAGAAGCAACUGCAAGGUAAGAUUUUUGUAAUUUUGUUUUUGAGGGCUCAGUGCUGGUACUGUAAAAUGAAUGAACUUUUUUCUUUGAAUGAAUGAACUUUUUAUCUUCUUGACACUUUUUAAAAUGAUAUGUACUUGGUAUAUCUGUUCAGACCAUGUGACUGAAAGAAGCAGGUUCUUACAGUGACAACCAUUCAGAUUAAAUACUAAUCUAAUGUAAAUCUUCUGCCUUGCACUCAUUGAUAGUAGCAAGGGCCAGGUUUAAUUCCCAGGGGGUCUCGUUCAAAUAAUACCCAAAUACAAUCCUAAGAAUAUGGGAGAUUGGAUUAAACCAGCUGGGUGCUUAAUGCACUGUAUUUCUCCACUUGCACACAAGCAGUUCCAACAAAUGGAUUUACUCUAAUAGAGGGAGAAAAGAAAAGGGUAGCAGAGUUAUGUGUCACUGGAUAGUCCCCCACAAGGCAAACCAUGCCCGUUCCUUGUCCCUGCUGAAGGAUGCCGAUGGCAGCCCACAUCUUCUGUAAUGGACCAAUUGCUGGUAUAGGCAGUAGCUGAGCUAGUCACUAAUCAUCUCUUCCAGUUUCAUCCCACUUGUUUGUGCCUAAAGUCAGUGUUGAAAAUUCCCAAGGUUAUGCCACCUUCCCAAGCAUUACCGCUGGUAAGCAGGCUCACUGCUAGUCACCGCCGACUGCGUGGGUGAGCUGUCAGCCCUGUCAUUCCCUGUAAGAGGGGGUUGCUGUUAGUCACCGCUGCCAGCUGUGUCCUGCUGACCAUGUUCUCCCACCCUGCUGCUGUCGGUCUGCCCCUUAGCUUGCUGCCCUGCCAUGGCUUAGGUGGAUUAGAUCACCCAUGCUGAAUCCCCCAUUUUAAUAGGUGCAUACCAGUUCAGACAUCUGUCUCUUGGGACUUCACGGAGUGAGGGACCUCAGGUUUCAGGUCACUGGGCUUCCAGGAGGGGCACUGGCGAUUUGAGAGCUAAUUCCUUUAGUCAGUCCUGCACCUUAAAAGAGUCACUGCUAGAUUCAGUCCUUGCUGCAUCCUGAUGUCUCCAUUCACCUUCUGCAUUUCGAGUAAAAUACUUGAAGUGGACAAUGUUUUACAGCCAAACCCUGCUUUUGUGGGCCCAUAGUUUGUUGCCAAGUAUCGUUUCUUCACCUCCUUUUCUACUGUCUUUCUGGCUUGUAGAUAGAAAAUGCAAAAGUAAAUCAUUCUCCUUGAGAAGACCACUGGUGAGGGAAACUUAGGUCCUUUAGUACCUGGUAUUUGUUGUCCAGGUGUUUGAAGACAAGAAAGAGUGGGCAAGUUAGUUCUAAGUCUCUCAUGCAGUAGGGCACAGCCUGUAGCAAUGUAGUGUGUAGUGGUCGAUCACAUACCUUGUAUGAAUUUUUUAUUAUAGUUACAGGAAAAACAAGCUCACAGUGGUACAGCAGAGUCUGUUCCUUCAGCAGACUGCCAAGACUGAUCGACGGAAAGGCCAGCUGAGUUCAUAAAAUUGGCAGGUGAGGGAGUUUUCAUGCAUGUUCUGUUUUCAUGCAGUUUCUUUUUUGAGAUCACAAGUUCUUGGUGAUGCAGUGAAUGCUUUUUUUUUCACCUUAAGUCUCUACAAGACCCUGGUUCAGAUACGUCACCAGGGUGCUGAGUAUUCUGGUUACAAAAUGAGUGUACGUUAUAGGCUUACUGUAUGAACAUAGACAGCUUUCACAUCACUUGGCACCAAAUCUGCUGCAUAAAAUGUAUUCAAAAGAUGAAGAAAAAGCACAUGUCUCCAUCCGCAAGGCAGAGGAGAUUUUUUGCUGUGUUUCACCUGAGAAUAUAGUCUCUGAAGACACAAGCUGGCACAACACAACUGAAAAAAUAAUGGAGAGAGAAUGGUCCCAGAGCUCUGCAGGCAAGGUUCAGCAUAGUUUCAAAGGCUUUUAUAGAGCAGCAUCUCUAACUGUAACCUGAGAGCAGCAGUACAAAAGGGGACCUCACUGAGAGCCUGGAUACUGUAAAACUAGCUGGCAGCAUGUGAAGAAAGCAGUUGGUUGGUUUGAUGGCAGAAAAACAUGGAGCUUUGCUCUUAAAAGUGUGGAAGCAAAAAUAAGAUUUAUUUCUUGUCCCAAAUGACUAAGAAUUUCAGCUACUCCCUUCAGCUCUCUGUCCUCAGUAAUGCUGCAGUCUGCCAUAAACAGUGACGAAGUAUUGCUCAGGUCCUGUGGAGCUGAUAGUUACCUGUUCAGUUUCAGCAGGUGGAAGUACAUCUCUGAGACUGUGGCAGCUAUCCCCUACUUGCCCAUCUUUGCUGAUGCCGUGGAGCCAUUCACAUUCAACACAGGAUCUACAGGAUCUCCCCUGUGCCUGAGUAGCCUCUGUCAAGGACUUUCAUUUCCAAAGGCUAUUUUCACCUGUCUAAGGCCAACUCAGGCCACCAGCUUAUCAUCAUGAUGAUGGAACUAGGUUUAGUUGACAAGUUUCUAUUUUCACAUCUUUGAAAUCAGCUGCAGUCCAUGAUGAAGUAUUUCCUUUGCAUUUCCAAAUCAAACUCAUCCUCUGGCCAUCUUCAAAGUAACCAAGAAGAAUCUGCACAUGUUUGCCACAUCCAGCCGCUUCAGCAAUUCUACCAGUGCUACCCAUGUCAAAUUCAGCAUUUCAGUGGAUACCCGUGCACCAUGACAUACGUGUGUGACAAAUGCACACCUGUGGCCACCUCCACACUCCUCGCAAAGUCUCAGCUGUGCUGAGCUGGCCAGGUAGAGAGAAUGGGAAACUCCAGAAUUCCUGCACUGACUCACUGGGAUGAAAGAAGAGCCAGAGGACAAGCAAACUCCCUCCAAAAUCUCUGAAAUCCUUUCUUAAAGGUUGUUGGAUUGAUAUCAAUGAUUGGGAGGAAAGGCGUUGAAUGCCACAUGCAGUGAAGAGGAAACUCAGAGAAUAACUUGCAUUUUUUUAAUUAUAAGAUAUUCACAUGUUCAGAUUUUGUCCCUCCCUGUUUCACUGUCUGAACCGGUGUUCAUAUAAAAGCAGAUCAAUAGAAAAAGCAGCAACUUGACACAAGAGAUGAUUGGUGACUGCAGCAAACAAGGUGGAAUUUCAUCGCAGCAGGAUGAGUGAUUCCCCAGGAGCUGGACUGUCAGCAGAACCAAUGUUAUAAAGGUUAAGAAAGAUGUAAUUUAAUUGUUCUGGCUGUGCAACUGAAAGAACAAGGAGCUUGAUAGAAGGACUGACAAGCAGUUAGAAAACAUGCUGAGAUGUCUGCAUUAUCAGCAUUGUAGGAUAGAAACGAAUGUGUUUUGGCCAUGGUGCUGCUACUAACUAGCACUGAUUGCAGGCUCAAUGUCUGCAGACAGUAAUAAGCCAAUUAGGAAGCGCCUGAUAGACCCAGUCGAAAAGAUAAGAGCCAGUAGGAGAGCGUAGGUUGUAAUGCUUUAGGAACUAGCACAGAUUAUCCAAAGGAAAGCCAUCGGUCAGUAUUUUCUUUCACCUCUCAGACCCCACUGUGUUCUCGCUGGUUACCAGCCCACAGUAUCAUACUUGCUGUCUGUAGUAUGGCCCCGAGUAAAGGAAGAAAAUGCACUGGGCUGUGCUAAUGCGUACCUGUAGGAGAGUCUGGUCCCCCCCACCCAUAAAACCAUGCCAGCCUUAGCCUAUGCUUGACAUGACAAAUAAGAGAAAUAUUUUGUUGUUACUUUAAUUGUCCAUGGCUCAGAGGAGGGGGAAAAGGAGGAAAGAAAGAAGAAACAGUCAAUGCAAGUGCAAAAAAUCCAUCAAUGUUGGUUGUAAAAUGUUGCUUUGCAAGGGAUUGAUUGAUAAUAUUGGUAACAACCACAGACUUCUUACAGCAACGUGGAAGAGGAAGUGCCCCCUUAAAACAGUCCUUGGUGCCCUCCCGUUUCACUGGUUGCAGACACGCGGUGAAUACAAAUCUGGCACAAGCAGCCUACAAAUGGCCAGAGUGGAGCAGAGCAGGAAAGCAAAGUGGCUCCUUAAACAGCGCCUCGUUUCCUGGGCCUCUAUCACUGCCUUGUGCAGCAGUCAUCGGAAUCAGACACUUUUCACUGUCCGCAGAAAUGACAUGGAAAGCUUUAACUGUGGUUGCCAAUAAAGAACAUUAUUACUUCUCA
Dromaius novaehollandiae (emu) is the source of this 8097-nucleotide messenger RNA. It is a transcript of the gene MFSD2B, whose product is annotated as MFSD2 lysolipid transporter B, sphingolipid. Bases 90 to 1625 code for a protein of 511 amino acids. Gene Ontology annotation, molecular function: symporter activity; sphingolipid intramembrane carrier activity. The transcript has 14 exons. Gene Ontology annotation, biological process: carbohydrate transport. The record is from RefSeq and is a predicted model, not a curated record. NCBI's taxonomy places the organism in Eukaryota, Metazoa, Chordata, Aves, Casuariiformes, Dromaiidae. Gene Ontology annotation, cellular component: plasma membrane.